Messenger RNA from Trichomycterus rosablanca, 2323 nucleotides. It is a transcript of the gene sgcd, whose product is annotated as sarcoglycan, delta (dystrophin-associated glycoprotein). The record is from RefSeq and is a predicted model, not a curated record. Gene Ontology annotation, biological process: cardiac muscle tissue development; heart contraction. Gene Ontology annotation, cellular component: sarcolemma; sarcoglycan complex. The transcript is spliced from 8 exons. NCBI's taxonomy places the organism in Eukaryota, Metazoa, Chordata, Actinopteri, Siluriformes, Trichomycteridae. The coding region runs from base 67 to 1119 and encodes 350 amino acids.
AGUUCAGCUGUUAUAUCAGAUAUAGCUCUGAUGAGCUUCUGAGAACUCACAGCUCUGCAUCUCCUAAUGAACAUCCUCGGUGGAGAAAGACGGUCAGCGCCAGUGUUUUAUUACAUGGCUGGCUAUCAAGGCCUUCGGUCAGACCGCAAAAGGUUGCAAGAAUGGACAGGUGGGCUUUUAGAGCCCAGUAACCCCAUUAUGCCUGGCAGAUUGCUCGUGGGUCAUCCACCUCCCAAAUGGCAGGGCAGAAGAAUGACCCAAGAACAGUUCACUCAUAGGAACAAUGUCCAGAGCACCGAGAAACCUCUCGUGUACAAAGUGGGCAUCUACGGCUGGCGGAAACGUUGCCUUUACUUCUUCGUCCUUCUACUCAUGAUCCUUAUCCUGGUCAAUCUAGCACUCACCAUCUGGAUCCUUAAGGUCAUGAACUUCACCAUAGAUGGCAUGGGUAACUUGCGAAUCACAGAGAAAGGGCUGAAACUAGAAGGCGACUCGGAGUUCCUUCAGCCGCUGUAUGCCAAAGCAAUCCAGUCCAAAGUGGAUAGUUCACUUUUCCUGCAAUCAUCAAAAAAUAUCUCUGUUAACAUCCUUAAUGGGAAGAACCAGCUGGUCUCACAACUAGUUGCAGGUUCCCAUGGUGUUCAUGCACGGGGUAAGAUGUUUGAGGUAAAGUCAAGCACAGGCAAGUUGUUGUUUUCGGCUGAUGACCAUGAGGUGGUGGUGGGAGCUGAGAGAUUACGAGUCCUGGGGGCUGAGGGAGCCGUGUUCAGUAACUCGGUGGAGACCCCACAUGUCAGAGCCGAGCCUUUUAAAGAGCUACGUUUGGAGUCUCCGACACGCAGCCUGUAUAUGGAGGCUCCUAAAGGUGUACACAUUCAGGCUGAAGCUGGCGAUUUCCAAGCCACAUGCAGGAGCGACCUGCGCCUGGAGUCAAAAGACGGAGAGAUCACUCUGGAUGCCAAGAGAAUCAAACUCCUGCGCCUGCCUGAGGGUAAAGCCUCCACAUCAGCAAAUGCACAGAAAGUGUUUGAAGUGUGUGUCUGUCCCAAUGGGAAGCUCUUCUUAUCACAAGCUGGAACAACAACCACCUGCCAGAUCAGCAACAACGUCUGCCUUUAGACAGUCUUUGCAUCACACACGUACGCGAUCUACACACGACGUCCAUACAACCACGUACGAGAAGAUACGGUCACUCGUUCCUUCAGAACGGACUGCAAAUCCGGCUCUCUGGUGAAUCCUAUCAUCGUAAGAACUGUUUUAUUACAAAAAAAAUAUUGAAAAAUCGCCAUGGUUGCAAUUUGACAAUUCAAAAGCAGACAUUUUUGGAUGGUCGCCGAACACAAGUUGCCAGUGUAUGGUUCAUAACGUCCAUAUCUUCCUAUUUAUUUGCUAUUUUAAUGAGCAUCCCAUCUAACGGACAAUAUACUUAUAUUUUUUUUUCCCCAAUUUAAUCUCAUUGAUCAAAUAUUAUUCAUAAUUCACGUCAACUGCGUCAAUUCUUUGUAUACAUAGUUUUCUUUUUCUUUGGGCUCCACUCCUCCUUUUUUUAAACACAAUAUCAACCACAUGGUGAAUAUCUGCAGCUAAAACAUUGCUCAUGGAGAAAAAUAAAUACAUAAUUGAACAAUGCAGUGAAAUGGGACACUUCACAGGUGGCGGUGAUCACCCAAAAUCAAAACUGUGCUUGCACUGGGACUAACCUGAUGCACCCUCUCUGUUCAAAGGGGAGAACAGUGCCUGUGCCUUAGCUCAACGCACUCGUGGCAAGAAGAAGCACAUCUCACUGACCUUUAUUUUUUAACAAGGAGACUUUUAUUUUCACUUUAUUUACCCUGGUUUUUUGGGUGUUUGGUACCCACAGGAAAAAAAAUAAUCUUAUAAAAUAUUUUCGGUUGUACAAUAAACGAGAAUGCAAAGGACCAAGACGUCCCCUGUUUUUUGUUCAUUUGGCACAAAGGUCAGCAAAUAAAAAAAGAAAAUUAAAUUUAUACCUAAUUAGAUUUUUUAGGGGCAGUUAGGGUCUUUGCAUUCUUAAUGGAACUGUGUGUUUGAGUAUGUGUGUGCGCGUGCGUGUGUGUAUGUAUGUCGGGAAAAAGGUCCACCACUAGAUUUAUGUAAUUUUAUGUAUUAAACAUUAAUGAUUAACAGAAAUAAACAAAGCAGGAAGAUAAACCAAAAAACUGAGGGGCCUGAAUGACUCAGCAUCCCAUUGGUCGAUUUUGAGAAUUGUCACAAGCUCUCAUGCAUACGAUGUGCAGCAUUCUGUUCUUGACUGAGGAUCCACUCAAUAUGGUACUCCAUGUGUCUUUUUAUUAAAUAAUCA